CGGACCGUUUUUUUAUAGGACUGGAUGCCGUAAGCGCCCCAAGUUCCACUCCUCCGCCUCCUACACCCCCUACGCCCCCUACACACAGACAUCCAGUGGACGCUGAGGUUUUACGACUGUUCGGCCCAUACACAAACGGAGGGAGAAGGUCUAAUGUUACAGGUCGGCGAUCCCUUGCUGUGCCCGCACAACUGAGUUCUUACACUCACGUGUUCUGCUGUCUUGAUGACAAGGUGGAAGAUCUAGUCCCUAAUCGUUGUGCUAAACAAAGACUUACUGCUGCUGGAUUAGGGGAGAAACGUCUUACAUUUCAAGGAAGUCAGUCAAGCCCACAUGAAUUUAAUGACUUUCUUUUAACUGAGUAUCCAAAACUUAGACAAGGUGGAGGAUUUGAAUUGCUUAAAAUUGCUGGGACAACACGAAGUCGCCAACUGACCCUCAUUCCAUGUCCCAAUGAGGGCUAUAACAUUAAAUAUCUAAAAAAUCCACAAACCCAGAUUGGUCAUGCCACCAUUUUUAUUCGACCACUGCAGAGAAACCUGAACCUCGAGCCUAUAUGUCAACCAGAAUGCAGUAAUGUGCUAGCUGGACCACCUCAGAAAUGUGUGACUUGUGGAGAAGAGUUUCCUUUUUCACAAAUCAAAGCACAUAGUGAUGAAUGUAUAAGAUUACAGAGCACUUCUGAGGUACAAAUGGAGGUACCCCCAGAAAGUUCCAGCGCCCCUCAAAGUGAAGACAGAUGUGUGAGCAUGUUGACCCCACAGGAGAGUCAGACAGCAAGGGCCAGUCGCACAGCCGUCACGGUGGCACAUCAGGGAAAUAUGCCAGCCCCAGGGACAUCACAGGGACGUGUGUCUACUCCUCCUGUGAUCAUUAAUCUAGAUCCCACUGUGGAUAACUGUGACUGGAAAAUGGAGCCAGAUCCCACGGAGGCAGUAAAGGGAUUCAGAUAUCAGAUUUUAAAUGAGCAUGCUACUAGGAAACCACUAAAUCUCGUAAUGGAUCUUGGAGACAGUUCCGAGGAUAGGGAAAGGGCAAUCAUUUCUUUUUAUAAAAUGGCUCAUGUUGAAUGGGCUUCCCCUUUGACAUGCACACUGAAAGGAGAUCCAGCAAUUGGUGAUGGUGUGACUCGCCAUUUCUUUAGUACCAUCAUGUCCAAACUUCAGAUGGGUUUUGAUAUUUGUUUGGUGCCAGGAGGAACUGUUCUUUUUGAGGGACAGCAAGACCACUUGAUUCCGUCUACUUCACCGUAUCUUUUGGAGAGUGACUUCUUUGUUGUUGCUGGCCGGAUGAUCGGUCAUUCUUUUAUACAUGGUGGGCCAACCCUGGCUGGACUGAGCCCAGCAAUCAUUCAUGUACUCUUUGGUGGAGCACCAGAAGAAGCCAUAAUAGAUAUAAAGGAUUGUGUUGACCUUGAUGUUCGUGACACAAUCAAGUUGUUGGAUGGUACAGUGGAAUUAUCACUUGAUGAAAAGAACGCCAUCAAUGAGCUUGCAGUCUCCUGGGAUUUGCCACAUGUUACAGCAGAGAACAGAAGAUGGCUCCUUGAAAAACUGCUUUUGCACGCUGUUCUUACAAGAACCUCAAGACAACUGAAACAAUUAAGACGGGGGUUAAAGGAGACACUGAUCUGGCCUUUACUAACGGAAAGAAAAGAAACAAUUCCUCUUCUGUUUCCAAGGGCAUCUGAAAUGAAGUACUCACCACAGACGGUCCUGGACAAGAUUAACUGGCCUGUACAGGACGAAGACAGUGAUGUAUCUUUGGAAGAUACAUGUAGGAUCACUGGAUUCUUGCGUACAUUUAUUGAAAAUGCAUCUUCAAGACUGCCUGAAAAGCUUGUGCAAUUCUGGGUUGGGUGGAGUGUGUUACCAAGGUACAUGGAUGUAGAAGUUGUAGAGAGCAGCUUCCCAAAGUCAUCCACUUGCUUCCACCUCCUUAAACUCCCAAUGCAUUACAAAGACUACAGCAUCUUUGAAAGAGACAUUCUUGCUGCUGUAUGGAGUACUGAUAAUGGUUUUGGAAUGGUUUAAGGAGGAAGUAGAAUUAAAUGUUCCACACUACACCAAUCAUUGAGUUGUUAUUAAAAGCAGCACAGAGUUCUAUCAGUAACACUGCGAAUAAAGCUUGCAAGCCUGUAAUACAUUGAGGCAGUAUAACGUUACCAUGUUUCUAUGUUAGCUUCAGUUUCCCAAAGAUGGCAUUUUCCUUUGUCAAAAAGAAAAUAUUAGUUAAUAUUAUCAGCACAUUUGCCAUGGGAGGGGCCAAUUUUAUAAAUGGGUCUUUUCUUGUUUUGCAUGGUGUUCAUUCAAAUUGUGUAUAUUACUGUGCAAUACAAUAUGUACACUAUGUUUUAUAAUGCAGUAUUUUACCCAAGACUGCUGUAAAAUUAAAAAUUGGAGGUUAUGCCUGUUUAAGUUAGGGCUGUAUAAUGUUACAUUGUUUCUCUUAUAGGUUCAGUUUCAUAAGCUGGCAUUUUGUCUUGUCAAAAGAGGAAAUAGUUAAUAUUAUUAUCAGCAUUUGAGUUUUGUGUAUGCUAACUGACAAUACUGUGAAUUGUAACCUCUGUUAACAUUGCAAUUAAUGGUUUUCUAAGUAGGACUAGACAAAACAUUUGCCAUUGGGGGACCAAUUUUAUAAAUGGGUCUUGUUUUUCCUGAAAACGUGUACAGUAUGGGUAUUACAAUAUGUACACUGUUAUACAAUACAGUAUUUUAAGACUACUGUAAAAUUAAAACACUGGAGGUUC
Misgurnus anguillicaudatus (oriental weatherfish) is the source of this 2749-nucleotide messenger RNA. The record is from RefSeq and is a predicted model, not a curated record. NCBI's taxonomy places the organism in Eukaryota, Metazoa, Chordata, Actinopteri, Cypriniformes, Cobitidae.